Cuscuta campestris is the source of this 765-nucleotide messenger RNA. The record is from the annotation of a GenBank genome assembly. Lineage: Eukaryota; Viridiplantae; Streptophyta; Magnoliopsida; Solanales; Convolvulaceae.
UAAUAUAUAAAUUACAAGAUAAAAUAGAUUAAAGAAGUGCAUUAGAUGGUGUGCAAAAAUGAAAGUGGACAAAUAUAGUGGGACGGAGGGAGAUAAAUACUUAAAAUGAACACCCUCAAGAAAGUACAUCUUACAUCGUAGAAGGGUAGAGGAGAGCUAAAAAACAAUGGCGUUGCAGUGGGUAAUUCUAACUUACAUCGUGGCAGCUGAGGCCGCCGUUGCUAUUCUCCUCACGCUGCCGUCGCCGAAGCCUCUCCGGUCUCGGAUCGUCUCGCUCAUAUCUCAAACCCUUCAGCCUUUACUCUUCAUCGUUCCCUUCGCUGCUUUCCAGCUCCUCGAUAUAUAUUGGAAGAAUGAGCACCGUUUGAUGUGCACAGGUGAGGUCUGCACUGCCACCGAGAGAUCGCUAUGAGAAAUCGAUAUACAAGGCUCAAAGGAAUGGCAUCCUUUGUGUGGCAGGAUGCCUCCUCUACUGGUGCAUCUACCGUGUGUGCAAGUACAACAAGGACAUCCAGAGCUUGGAGGAUGCGGAAAGGAAAAUCAAGAACCAGUAGCCCUAUAUUUCCCAGUAUUUUGGUUUGUGAUGCCACCAUGCGUUGGGUCAUCAUGUACUUUAUUUUAUGAUGACCAAUGUGCCCGUUCUUUGUGCGGUUUGUGGUUGUUCACGUCAGAGCAAUUGUUGAAGAAUUUUAGAUUUUGGAUGCUUGUUUGAAUUGUUACGUUGGUAUUGUGAUGUGAAGUGUCUAAUAAAUACUACUUCCUCUC